Molecule: messenger RNA, 911 nt
Organism: Malus domestica (apple)
Lineage: Eukaryota; Viridiplantae; Streptophyta; Magnoliopsida; Rosales; Rosaceae
Product: stress-related protein-like
Source: RefSeq, a predicted model, not a curated record
ACAUCUGAUUCCAGCUGUUGAUUUUUGGAGACUGUCGCCCACUUUGGAAUCCCUAUAAAUUUGAAGGAGUCCGUUUUAUUUCGAAAGAGUCGAAAGGCAUCGAAGGUUUUGAAAGCAGAGCAAAAAUGGCAGAUUCUGAAGCAUCGCAGUCUACAGAAACGGUGCGAGUGGACGCGAAGAAGCUCAAGUAUUUGGAAUUCGUUCAGGUGGCGGCGAUUUACGUGGUGGUGUGCUUCUCGAGCCUGUACGAGUACGCAAAGGAGAACUCCGGUCCGCUUAAACCAGGGGUUCAGACGGUGGAAGGCACCGUCCGAACCGUAAUCGGACCGGUCUACGAGAAGUUACACGGCCUUCCCUUCCAAUUCCUCAAAUUCGUCGAUCGCAAGGUGGAUGAGUCAUUGAGCGAGGUGGACCGUCACGUGCCAGUUCUGGUGAAGCAGGCGUCGAGCCAGGCGCUAUCGGUGGCGAGAGAGGUGGAGCAAGGCGGCUUGGUGAGCACGGCUAAGAAUAUUACUGUGAGCGUGUACUACAAGUACGAGCCGGUGGCGGAGCAGUACGCCGUGUCGGCUUGGCGAGCGCUAAACCGGCUACCGCUGUUUCCAUUGGUGGCUCAGAUAAUAGUCCCAACCGUGUCGUACUGGUCCGGCAAGUACAAUCGGGCCGUCGGGUACACUGCCAACAGAGGCUACUCCGUGGCGGCGUAUCUGCCGUUGAUUCCGACGGAGAGGAUUGCCAAGGUGUUUGAAGCGGAGAACGUGGUUGCCGUUCCGACGAACGGUGGCUCUGUUGCAGUGGAGCAGUGAUUACCGUUGAUCCUGGCUGGGGGCUUUAUUGUCUUUUAGCUUUUUCUUUAUUUUCCGAAUGUGAAGUUUAUUUUGGGCUCGUUUUGAAAGAAAGAGUUGAAGUGGUGC